Messenger RNA from Oryza sativa Japonica Group (Japanese rice), 9634 nucleotides. RefSeq names its product serine/threonine-protein kinase ATM. The record is from RefSeq and is a predicted model, not a curated record. Gene Ontology annotation, molecular function: protein serine/threonine kinase activity; protein binding. Gene Ontology annotation, biological process: DNA repair. NCBI's taxonomy places the organism in Eukaryota, Viridiplantae, Streptophyta, Magnoliopsida, Poales, Poaceae.
GAAAACCCGGGCAAAACUAAAACCUCUUCUCCUCCUCCUUUCUCCUUUCCCCUCGCCGGCCAGGCCGCGCCGCCGCUUCGCAACCCUCACCCUCACCCCCAUGGCGACCUCCCGCGACGCCGAUGAGAUCAUCGAGAAGCUCUCCUCCGACCGGGCCAGAACCCGCGAUGAGGGGGUGAAGCUGCUGGGCACCUGGCUGCAAGGCGACCGCGCCUUCUCCUUCUGCCGCCUCCUCGCCCGCAACACCGCCAACCUCAAGCCCGCCCAUCUCCCCGCCUGUCUCCGCCACAUGGCCCUUCCUCAUCAUGGCGCUCACCAAAUGCGUCAUCGCCGACAUCUCCGGCAAGAAGCGCUCUCCCAAGAGCGCCGCUGCCAGGAUGCUCCGCCUCGCCGUCCAGUGCGCUCAAGACUUCCGCCUCUCAGGGCGGUCGUUACUUUUGAUUUCCGUCGCUAAGAAACUUUUCAGUCAUAUAUGGGAGGUUGUAAAAGAUGCUCCCAGCUUUCUGAUAGAGUACAGCAUAAUUCUUAGGCAGCUUUUAACUGUUAAGGAGUACCGGUAUCAGAUGAAACCUCGAACAUAUAGCAGUUUUGUUGUGCUCUACAUGAAGAAAGUUGCGACUGGUUUUGAUGAAAAAAUCAGUAAUCAGGCCAGCUCCAAGGAGGAAUCCUUCCGUUGUACACUGACCCUUCACGUUCUACUUGAAAACCCACCGGGUGAUUACCCUGAUAUCAUGAGGGAGGAGGUCCUUUGUGGGUUUUGUGCAAUAUGCUCAAAUAUUAGGGAAGAGGGAAAGCUGACCCGCAAACUUAUAGAAUGCGUUAACACCUUUCUACUGAAGGAUGGGCCAAACCUGGGAUGCAAAUCUGUUGAUAUCCAUAAUGCUGUUCAAGAUUUUAUGUUCCAUUCUUGGCCUGUGACCCACGACAGGGCUUUGAAGAGCUUGUUCAUCACCUAUGCAAAGGUUCAGCUGGAACUUGCUAGGGCUAUUCCUGAGAUUUUGGAAAAACUUCUUGAUGUCAUCAUUAAGGAAUUAGACCAAAAUUUUAAUACUGGAGCCGGUUUAGUAUGGUGCGAGGCACCUCGAGACGAGAAAGCUGGCUCCUUGAGGUGCUUCCAGGAAGAAUUGAUGGAUCUAUCUGCUACUGCCUUAUAUCUGGCCUACAAAUGCACACCGAGGACAUCACAUAACAAGAAAAAGUUAAAGACGGAGCAUGUUAUGACCGCCAUCAUGGAUAGCCUGCUGAGAGGAUCCCUUGUUUGGAGUGGUUCUAUUUGUUGUCUUAUUCACAAGUAUGGGUACCGAGUGGAUAAAUCUUUGUUGAUCAAUUGGUUCAAGGCGACCUGUAAGGGUUUGAAAAGUGUUUUGAGCAAUGCAAAUGCCCUACGGUUUCAAGAUUCACUGCUUUGGCUUAUCAGGGUUCUCAAGGAGUUCUCUGCGCUUCUCAUGUCUAGUGCUAGGGAUGCACCACCAUUUUGGUUAACAAAUGACGAGAUGUCAAUUUUGGAAGGUUAUUGGCAAGAUACCUGGAAUUCUCUUAUUCACGCACUUCCUUUGUUUAGCACCACAGCUCUAGUCGUUGAUUCAGUUCUGAGGUUGUUGGGUGAAAUGAUCAUGCGGGACCAAGUUCAUGCAUCAUUUGUGUCAGAAGAUACAUGGGACCUACAAAUAUUUAAACAAUUACCAUCAUCGUCUACUCUGUACUUCAUUGCUUGUUACUUUUCAAAGAUAGGUUUUCAGGGCGAUGUAUCCAAUUCCAUAUUUAUUAGAAAGAAUCUGUUAAGAUCAACUUUUGAGUUAGUGCACUCCAAGGGUUUCUCUCUUUUGAAUGAACAAAGUGUUCUGAUGAUUCCUGAAACCAUUUUUUCUCUCUGUGCUGGUUUUUCCUCGCCAGUGAUUAACUCAGCAGAUACAUCGCAACUGUUUGGUGAAUGUAAAAACUUAUCUAAGGACAAGUGCUGGUCUCACGAGGAAGAACUAGGUUAUUCUGUGGAAACUCUAUCGGAGAUCAAUCUGGAAAGUCCUACCAAGGCCAUGUCUGAGAAAUGCAGCCGAGCGCACCUUCCUCGGCAUAUUCAGCAACCCUUGCUCCUGGAGCUUCUAGAGUUCACCAAAGGAUUCAUGUCCUCAAAUAAACAGUUUGAGAAAGUGGACUUACCUAAUCUUGUUUAUGCCUGCUCUCUAGUCUGCAAUCUAAUUCAUUGUUCGCUGUUGUCAAGGGUCUUUGAAGAAAAAUCUUCUUUUCUGCAAGUUAUGUUGGAUUAUGUCACCAAUGCCAUAAAACAUAUUGUGUCAGUGGUUAUGAAGGAACAUGCUGAACUUUCUCAUGGUCUUACCAAUCUAGGAUCAGUAUUUGACACAACUGGCUCAGCCUUAUCCUCAUUUAAGAGCUUCAUGCAUUCUCCAUUAUUUAGUCUGUGGAGAGUUAAUAACAAAACUAGUUCUGUGCUUGGUGUCACCGAAUUACUUGAUGAACUCUUAGAGGCAAUUUCUGAGCUAUUUGCUCAGUUCUCUAGUUUGAUGAACAAUUUUGAUGGAGACAAUCCUAGUAAAAUGUUGCCAGUGCCUUUUGUCAGUUUGUCAGAGGACCUACAUCCUGACAACAGAAGUAGUUUUGUUGAUAUGGAUCUUGAUAUGACUGGCUCUGGUGAAGUAGAUCCUGUCACAGCAGGUGGAAGUGGAAGUAUGGGUAUCUCACCACGGCCUUUGGAGUGCAAGCUAGAACUAGUCUGUAUUAUUUCAACUUUUUUCUCUGUUGUGCCGCUUCAUACCUGGGAAGUCUUGUACAACUUAGCUGACAAAGAGGUCAAUAUCAAGGUUGGCCAGGCUAUCUUGCUUGAACUUUGCACAAAUAUCUCUGCCUCAUCAAGUAGUUUAUCUUCUGUGCUCAAUCUUGUAGUUGAUAUGUGGGAAAGAAGUGCUUGUACACUACUUAGCUCUGCAGAUUGUUUAGCACAUGUCCAUGCCUUGCUAAGGAAUUUGACAGCUAAUUGUGAUGUUGGGCAUAAUACUGAUGGAAGGUCACAAGGAUGUAAAGUGGCAUCCAAUGAGAACCAGGAUGUCUUCUUAGACUUACUAAACAAGGCUACAGAGAUCAGUUUCACAGAUUGGUUUUUCCGCAUCAGGCUGAUUAAUUGCAUCUCCAACUUUAUUUAUCUGUUCCCUGAUGUCGCACAGGACAUGAUUGGUCAUUUGCUUAGCAUGCUGCAUGAUACUGAUUACCGUGUUAGGUUGUAUUUGGCUCGGAAAAUUGUUGUGCUAUUCCAAAUAUGGGAAGGACACAGCGAGUUGUUCCAUGAUGUUUGCUCCAGUAUUGGUGUCAAGAUGGUGCAGUUUUCAAAUGAAAAUCCAGUUAGAGCUAGAGAAGUGUUGGCUAUUGGUCCACAGCCUGUUCCUAUUAUUGAAACUGCUCUGAUUACACUAGCUCAUUUGUCCUUACAAAGUGAGGAUAUUGAGGUUGAGUGUGUAUUCAUGAUUUCCGCUGUUGCUGCUAUAGAGCCUUCUCAGCGAGAAUUAACUUAUGCUCUAUUUGAUUCUGUCUCAAAGAGGCUCAAUUAUGCUUCACGAAGUAAGUAUUUGGACCAACUGAUAGGUCCAAUUCUUUUCCGGUGGGUUGCUUGUGAAGUGAGCCUAGUUUCGCUUGUUGAGGUGAAAGAAAUGUUUGGCUUUAAAUCGGAUGAGCCAAAGAACUUCAUUGAACAUUGCUGCUCAUGGUUACUUUCUUUCCUUAUUCUGAGGGGUGAGACUGCCGAUCUUAAUUGGCUAUCCAAGAUUUUGUCUCAACCUUUGUCUGCUGUUAUAAAGGGAUACUUUGUCCCGAUCUUUGGAUUGUGCAUUGCUGCCAGAUAUGGCUCAGGGCCAGAAAAGGACUUAGCAGAGACUGUCUUAUGUGAAUCCCUUUUGCAGCUUGGUGAAAUUUCUGAGCCUGAGCGCGAUGAUCUCAUUAAAAAACAUAUGGUUUCCAUAGUUGGCUUUUUGCUAUCAGUUUCAUCUUCUUCACGUCAGCCAGAAAUCCCACACUUCUCCAAGGAGGCUGUGGCACACUCGGUGAAAACAGUUGUUGACGGAUUUAUGGAUGCAAUGGAUGGUAAUUUGGCUGAAACAGUUGUUAUUGAUAAAAUCAAUAUAUUCCGUUCAGACAGGGUUUUUAAGUUUCUGUUGGCAAUACAUCAGCAAAUUGCAGAUGCUAGCCAUCCUAGGCAUAUUCGCCAUCGGCUUUGUGCCAUUGAGGUUUUGAUAGAUGUACUUGGGCAUAGAGUGGCUCUUUACAGCACUUGGUUCUAUAUUAUUUGUAUAGUGGGGAGUUACAUCCAGAGACAACCAUUGCAAGACCAAUGCUGCAAUAUCUUGUCCAAGUUGUUGGCUGCUUUCAAUUCGAACUGUUCUACUGAAACUGAUGCUGCGCUUGGCAAGCAGCUUCAGCUCUUAGUUCCAAAAUUGGUCACUUGUUGCCUUCGUAAUGAGAAGGGAGGGAAAGGUGCUAUUGCAGACUCAUCAAGAGUUUUAUCUUUGCUUCGUCAAUUGACAGUUGAUGCUGAUCCAUUGCUUUAUGAUUACAUAAGAGAUUUGGAGCCACUUCCUAGCUUUGAUUGCUUAAAAGAUAUACAAGUGUUCCAUGCUUCACUUUCUGGUUCCUAUGAUUCAAGAGAUCAGUUUCUAAAGUUUGUUAGCAGGGCUCCUCACUUGCCACCAGAGCUGUUUCUGCUGAGUCUUCGUAUGCAUCACAAGAAGUUAUUAUUGGGAGAGAUCAUAUAUAGAGGCGAUGUAUCUGUGGAUAAUGCAGACACAAUUAGCUGUUGGCACAGUGACCCGGAUGUUGUUUCUGCUGUAUGGACUCUUGUUGACCUCUGUAGCUCAUCGUCUGUGGCAAAUGAAGCUUCAUCGGUGCUUGCUGAUUUUAUUUCUAGGGCUGGCAUAUCUGAUGUGCAUCAAGUGAUAUUUCAUGUGCCGAAUCUUACUGAAAAGUAUCCCAUACAACCACAUAUUUCCAAGGAGGAUAAAUUGCCCUCGGACUAUGGCAUUUCUGAUGAUAUUUUGGUUGGUCUUCUGAAACUUUUGAAAGCUUGUUUGUCUGAUGAGUCAGCUGAAAUAAUAGAUGUUACUUCACGGACACUGAGGGGAGUUCUGUCAACGGCAAGGGGUCUGAAUGCUCUGCAUUGCCUUGAUUCUCUUGAUAGGUCUUUGCUGAUGGUUCAUUCACGAGGCAUAAAUGCUCAGGUAGUUGAACAAACACUUUUGGGCAUGGAAAAGGUUUCUGGUGUUUCACUUGAAGAUUCAGAUUUAUGGAGAACUGAUGGUCGGACUUACAAGCAAUGGCUAUGCACCUUGGUGGGCUCACUAAUUUGUCAUUGUGAUGACAUCAUCUUGAGACUUUGUAGGAGUAUUGCUUUUCUCAAAGUUGAGGUUGCUGAACUUUUGCUUGCAAGUGCUCUUGUGAACAUUGCGGGCAAUUUGGAUUCAAAUGCUGGCAUCUGCAGAUUAAUUUCAUCUAUGGUGGAGGAAAAAAUAUUUUGUGACUCCAAUCAUUUGAUGAAGUCAGUUUAUCUGUUUUUGGAUGCGCUGAAUGUUGUCAGGUCUUAUUAUGUUGCAGAAAAAGCCAGAGGUUGCCCUUCAAAUACUCUCAAGGAUGGUAGAUCUGUUAGAUCCAAAAGUCGAUCACCAACCACCACCCCAUCAUCCUCCUGGAAGAAGGUGUACUGGCUUUCAGUUGAUUAUCUUGUGGCUGCCAGAGCUGCUAAUAGGUGCUCAUGUGACUUUGCAACACUAAUGUAUGUUGAGCUUUGGUGUGAGGAAAAAUUCAAUAUGCUAGCAUUAGGACCUCCAGAUUUUUCGCACGAAGAGUCGUUGCCCCCACAUAUUGAUCUACUGGUUGCUUCAUUUACUCGCAUAAAUGAGCUGGACAGCAUUUAUGGGAUCACACUGGCGAAUGAGAUAACUUCACAAAUCAUUAGAUAUGAGCAUGAGGGUGAUUGGAGUAGUGCUCUUGAAUAUCACGAUUUACUUGUAAGAUCAACUCGAAAGGAGAACCAUGGCAGUUUGGCUGGGACAGCAUUGACUGGACCAUCUGAUGUGCCUUCUAAAGCUGAAGAGAAGAUGCUGAACUGGCAAAUGCACAAAGGUCUGAUGAGAUCUUUGCAGAAGACUGGAUGUAGUCAUGUCCUUGAUGUCUACUGCCAAGGUUUAAGCAACCAAAAAAGUUGUCUUCAACAAGAUUCAGAAUUUAUUGAUAUGCAAUAUGAAGCUGCUUGGAGAGCUGGAAAUUGGGAUUUCUCCUUUUUCAUUCCAUACUCUUCUCAGCCUUCUACCCAUUCCCAAAGUUACUGCCUUUUCAAUGGAAAUUUGCACAGUUGCUUAAGAGCUCUGCAGAAUGGUGAUUCCGAGGAGUUCCAUGUGAAGCUUUCUAACUCCAAGAUGGAUCUUGUGCUGGCUCUUUCAAAUGCUAGCAAGGAGAGCACAAAAUACAUCCAUUCUACUGUUAUCAAACUACAGAUGUUAGAUCAUCUUACUAUGGCUUGGGACCUACGAUGGAAAUUCUGUCUCAAUCAGACAUCAAAGUCUUAUGUUGGAAACAAGGAUUUUUCUCCAGUUCCAACUGUUCCUACAAGGAUGCAGUUGGAACUGCUGAAUAAAGAGUGGACUUUCAUCCUGUGUCAAACAGAACGUAACCUUGACCUUUUGGAACCUUUUCUAGCAUUCCGCAGUGCCGUCCUUAAGAUCUUAGGUUCUGAAGAGCAUCUCAGAGAACAUUUAUUUCAAUCUGCUUCAGCACUCCGGAAGGGAGCAAGAUUUUCUUUGGCUGCAGCUGCUUUAUAUGAACUCAAAGAACUUCGUUACCACAUGGAUCAUCAAGCUAUGCCAAAUUCUUAUUUCCUAUUUAAGCUUGAAGAAGCUAAACUGCUGAGAGCUCAAGGGCAGCAUGAUAUGGCUAUAAAUCUUGGGAAAUACAUUCUAAAGAACCAUCCUGAUAAGAAGAAUGUAUCAGAUGUCUAUCGAUUAGUCGGCAAGUGGUUGGCUGAAACAAGAUCGAGCAAUUCAAGAACUAUCAUUGAUGACUACCUAAGGCAUUCCGUAGAUUUUACUGAAUUGCACAAGUGCCCAGACAAAAAGUACAAGUCUAGGCAGUGCCGAACAUAUUUCCAUCUAGCGCAUUACACAGAUGGCUUAUUCAAAAGCUAUGAGGAAAGACUUUCAUCCAACGAAUGGCAAGCAGCUCUGCGAUUAAGAAAAUACAAGUCUAAGGAGCUGGAUACACUGAUGAAAAGACUUAAAAGUUCAUCAAAGAGUGAAAAGACUGAUUACUCAGUGAAAAUCCAAGAGUUACAGAAACAACUUGCACUUGACGAAGAAGAGGCAGGGAAGAUUCAGGAUGAUCGGGACAAAUUCUUGAAUCUAGCGCUUCAGGGGUACCAACGCUCACUCGUUGUCGGUGGGAAAUAUGAUCUACAAGUGGUUUUCCGGUUGGUCUCACUAUGGUUUAGUCUUUUCUCAAGAGAGCAAGUUGUGAAAGCAAUGAUGAAAACAACAAAAGAGGUCCAGUCCUACAAAUUCAUACCAUUGGUCUAUCAAAUUGCUUCUAGACUUGGUAGCUCAAAAGAUGCGCAGGGCUCAACAAACUUCCAGAAUGCGCUAGCUUCUCUUCUGAAGAAAAUGGCCAUUGAUCAUCCUUAUCAUACAAUAUUUCAGCUUUUGGCUCUAGCAAAUGGUGACCGCGUCAAAGACAAGCAAAGGAGUAGAAGUUCUUUUAUUGUAGACAUGGACAAGAAACUUGCUGCUGAAAAUCUGUUAAAGGAUUUAUCUUCUUCUCAUGGAGCUUUGAUUCGUCAGAUGAAGCAAAUGGUUGAGAUCUACAUUAAGUUGGCUGAACUAGAGACCAAGAAGGAGGACACGAACAAAAGAAUUCCACUACCUAGGGAGAUCCGCAGCAUUUGUCAGCUUGAACUUGUUCCUGUUGUAACUGCUAGUAUUCCAGUCGAUCCUAAUUGUCAGUAUGAAGAAGGUUCCUUUCCACAUUUUAAUGGGCUAGCAGAUUCUAUUAUGGUAAUGAAUGGAAUUAAUGCUCCGAAGGUUAUUGAAUGUAUUGGCUCUGAUGGUAACAAAUAUCGCCAACUCGCAAAAUCUGGAAAUGAUGACCUGCGACAAGAUGCUGUGAUGGAACAAUUUUUCAGUCUAGUAAAUAUGUUCUUGCAAAAUCACAGAGAUACAUCUGAGAGGAGAUUGAGAAUUCGCACAUAUAAGGUUGUUCCCUUCACCCCAAGUGCUGGUGUUGUUGAAUGGGUAAACGGGACUGUUCCUCUUGCUGAAUAUCUUGUGGGAAGUACAAGAAGUGGUGGAGCACAUGGAAGAUAUGGAACUGGAGACUGGACAUAUCAUCAAUGCAGGGAGACCAUGACAAAUGAAAAAGACAAGAGGAGGGCGUUUGUCAAAGUCUGCAACAACUUCAGGCCUGUGAUGCACCACUUCUUCCUUGAGAGAUUCUUGCAGCCUGCAGAUUGGUUCCAAAGUAGACUUGCUUACACAAGAAGUGUGGCAGCAAGCUCAAUGGUAGGAUAUAUUGUGGGACUUGGAGAUCGUCAUUCCCAGAAUAUUCUCAUUGAUCAAGAGACAGCUGAGGUUGUACACAUAGAUCUUGGUGUUGCAUUUGAACAGGGUCUCAUGCUUAAAACUCCUGAACGGGUUCCAUUUCGCCUGACGAGGGACAUGAUAGAUGGCAUGGGAGUUACUGGCGUUGAAGGUGUAUUUAGAAGGUGUUGUGAGAAAACUCUUUCGGUCAUGAGGGCAAAUAAAGAAGCGUUGGUCACUAUUAUUGAAGUCUUCGUCCAUGAUCCGUUGUAUAAAUGGGCUCUUUCACCACUGAAGGCUUUACAGCGUCAAAAGGAAAGUGAAGACAUUGACUCGUGCUUGGAUGACUCGCAAGAGGCUUGCGAGGGCAACAAGGAUGCAGCCCGAGCUAUCCUCCGUGUUAAGCAGAAACUAGAUGGAUAUGAAGAUGGUGAAAUGAGAAGUGUACAGGGCCAGGUGCAACAACUGAUACAGGAUGCAGUAGAUGCGGACCGGUUGUGCCAAAUGUUUCCAGGGUGGGGAGCAUGGUUGUAAGCAGUAAGCACUAUGCCACUAUGAACAAAAAGAUGGAAUCUGAGCCAAGGCAAAAAUGUGCCCAUGAAGCUUUUAGUUGAUGCCCUCAGGGUGCUCUCCCACACAUACAUUCAUACUGUAUGGGAUGGGAUGGGUUCUUUAAUUGAUGCCCUCACUCAAACAGCAGUAGAGUUAAUGACAAGACAGUGGCAUUUGGUUGUUGAAAGAUUCAAAGGGCAUGUCUACAUACAUCAAACAGCUGAUGCCUUUCGCAGUUGAACACGAUGAGAAGAUUUUCUUGGCGUUUGCCCAGGCACAAACAAGGUGCGGUGUACAGUGUUGAGUGUUUCCUCAACCCCCUGUUACGAUGCAAUGUAGAGCUGACACACAAACGAAAAACAUAGUUUUUUUUUUUUGGCCAUCUGUUGGUGCGUGAGCGUGUACAUUAUCGUAGAAAGAGCUUUUCCUGUAUCAUUAUUUGAGCAGCGCAGCGCCUUAUGUAUCGAUCGAUUUUUGCCCAACAGGCAGAGUUUUGCGUUAAUGAGUCGUUAUCUGCAUUGAUG